UCAAAAUACACACACAUACAUGCUGAAGUCCAUUUGUUCCAACCCCUCCCCCAACAUCCUCUCAUACUUAUACAACACAAUAAUCGGUUUGGAGCUUGAACUCUCCUCCAUGCAGACACUGGGCUUCUCUUCUCUUCUCUUCUCCAGAGCAGGCUCAAAGUGUAAUUUUCCGCCAUAUCUUUUCACAGAUUCAAGGUUAAUCCAUGGGGAGCCUCCCAGGUGUUACCCUUCUGCUUCUGGUGGCGAGUGUUUCCCUCCUGCCGAGCCCCGGUGUUGACGCGGGGAAGAUCCUGGUGUUCCCGGUGGAUGGUAGCCACUGGGUCAACAUGAACCUGCUGAUCCAGAGCCUCCACGCCAGGGGCCAUGAAGUCACCGUGGUCCGCACCGCCACUAGCUGGUACGUCAAAGAAAGUGCACCACACUACCGCUCCAUCACCGUCACCUUACCGGAAGCCAUCGUCAUAGAGGAGGAGGACUUCUUUGUAACCUUCCUGGCCAAGAUGCUGGAGAUCCAGAAAGAAGGGGGGACUCUUUUGGGCUUUUUGAAGUUCUACUGGGAAAUGCUGCAUUCGCUGUCACUCAUUCACCAACAAGCCAGUCUGUUGGGGGUAAAAAUAUUAGAGAACAAGACUCUAAUGCAGAGUCUUCGUGACACUCAGUUUGACGUGGUUCUGCUGGACCCGGGGUUGCCUGUAGGUGUUCUGGUGGCUCACGAACUUAAGCUGCCAACUGUUUUUAACGUGAGAUGGAUCACCAGUGGAGAAGGCCAUUUUGUGGUGGCUCCAUCACCAACAUCCUACGUUCCAACUUCAGGAAACGCCGUGUCGGAUAACAUGAACUUUGGGCAACGGGUCAAGAACACGCUAUAUUAUUUAUUCAACACAAUCAUUGACAAGUUCUUAGUAUGCCCUCACUACGAUCGACUGGUCGAAAGGUACUUUGGUCCAGAUGUGAACUUUCUUCACCUUCUGCAGGGAACAGACAUUUGGCUCAUGAGAGUGGACUUUGUCUUUGAAUUCCCCAGACCCACCAUGCCAAACAUCGUGUACAUCGGUGGUUUUCAGUGUAAACCUUCUGAGCCUUUAUCAUCGGAGCUGGAGGACUUUGUUGAAAGUUCAGGAGAGCACGGAGUCGUCCUGAUGUCUCUCGGCACACUCGUCAAAGGCCUACCUGUAGAAAUCACUUCUGAAAUCGCCGCGGCCUUUGCUCAACUUCCUCAAAAAGUCAUAUGGAGGCACGUCGGGGAGCGCCCCAACAAUUUGGGCAACAACACCCUCCUGGUGAAAUGGAUGCCCCAAAACGACCUCUUGGGUCACCCAAAGGUUAAAGCCUUCGUGGCUCACGGGGGCACCAACGGGGUCUACGAGGCCAUCUACCACGGGGUGCCGAUUGUAGGCAUCCCCCUUCUGUUUGACCAGUUUGAGAACUGUUUGAGAUUAGAGGCUCGAGGAGCCGCUAAGGUGAUGGACACAAGCAAACUCACUCGUCAGAACUUCCUGGAAGCGUUACAAGAAGUUAUCCACAAUCCGUCCUACAGAAACAACAUGAAGCAUCUCUCUUCUCUGCACCGGGACCAACCGAUGCAUCCUCUGGAAACGGCCAUUUUCUGGAUUGAGUUUGUUAUAAGGCACAAAGGAGCCGCACAUUUACGCACUGAGUCUUACAAGAUGUCCUGGUACGCCUAUCAUUCUGUGGAUGUCGUAUGCUUUUUGAUAGCAAUCUUGUUGAUGCUGACGGCCAUUGUAGUUGGAUCGAUACGAUUCCUUUGCCUUCGAUUGUGCAGGAGAAGGAAAACCAAGAAGGAGUAGUACCUGACUCCUCACCUCAGAGUAGUGCACAUUUAAAUGAAUAAGUGAUCUUAAAUGAUAGGGCUGGUGUUAGUCUACACUCUUAGCUAAGGAUGUAAAAAUGCAUCAACUCGUGAUUUCAUACCAUUCCUGAUUUUAAAAGUCAUGUGAUAAUUUUCUCAGGAUUUUUUGAACAGAAUGAGUUGAAGUCAAAUGCCUGAAAUAUAUCACUGCAUUUAUCAGUCAAACAGGUGAAAUGUAAAGUAGAUUACACCCCAGGCUUU
Messenger RNA from Etheostoma cragini (Arkansas darter), 2071 nucleotides. Its product is annotated as UDP-glucuronosyltransferase 1-2-like. The transcript is spliced from 2 exons. Bases 204 to 1808 code for a protein of 534 amino acids. NCBI's taxonomy places the organism in Eukaryota, Metazoa, Chordata, Actinopteri, Perciformes, Percidae. The record is from RefSeq and is a predicted model, not a curated record. Gene Ontology annotation, molecular function: UDP-glycosyltransferase activity.